GACACCACGUCCAUUCGCCGCUUUUCCAGUCUGUUGCCCACAUCGUCCAAAAGGUCGCUUGAGACGGAAAUAUACCAUAAAUCAGUUCAUAGCUGGGUGACCAUUAAAACCAUUCUUCAUUGACUGUCUUCCAAGAUGAAGACGGUGAUAUUGCUGGCCGUGGCUGCCAUAGCCAGCUCCCAGCAGCAUCAGCAGCAGCAGCAGGAGCAGCAGCCAAUCAACACCAAUACGCACUUCAUGCCAAGUUGCCAGUGUGAUGCCAACUCUGCAUAUACAGACUCAUGCAUGGGGGCAUUCAGCAAGAAAGGUCGCUUUACCUAUCGCUACGAAACAACUCUGGAACAAUACAUUCCAGGUUACAAUGGAACGUCUGAGUUCCGAAUGUCAGCUAUGGUUGACUUCUGGUUCCAUGAGAACUCCUGCAUUGGAGAGAUGCAGGUGUAUGACGUCAUGGCAUACGAUACGUCAUUCCGUGGCGUCGAAUAUCAAGGCGACAUCUACAAUUUCCUCCGGCAACAAGCGGAGAAACAUGACGAACUUGAGUUGUUCUAUCGAUAUAACGAGACUCUGCCACGCUAUCGUCUCUAUUUCUGCUACUCGGACUUCAACUUUCAGCACCUUUAUCAACACUUGGAGGAGCCAAUUUGGAGUCUGAAUUUCAAGCGUGGUAUUCUCAGCACCUUCCAGGCAGAAUUUUGCCCAACGCGCUAUCACUACAAAUCCAUGGAGAAUGCAGUCAAUGCUGACAUCUGUUCGUAUGAGUAUCGCAUCCGUCCCUACAAUGCCGGAAACUUCACUGUCACCAAGGAGAUGCUGUGGGACCAAUGCCAGCAAAGGAAGUCCAAUACCAUGUCGUCUGUUUAUGGACGCUGGUUUGCAGAGGGUGAGAAACCAGUGUACACCAAAUCCAGCAGCAUGUACAAAUACUACAAUAAUAUCACACAGUAUAUCUGGUAUGAAGAGAGCCAUGAGCUGCGCUUGUCCGGAUUCCAGUUACAGUUCACCGCCGAUGAAGACUGGGGCUCUCUGUUCUCGAUUGUCAGGCAAUACUUCUACUUCCAGAAGUAUGACCGUGUGGAUACAGUGCCACAAUUCAUGGGACUUGACCGAACGCACUACUCCAGUCGGUCUCGUAGCUUACAAUACGAAGAGUUCGACUUCUACUCCAAAUAUGGGCACAACUAUGACAACAUGAAUGAGGCUAUGGAGCUGGUCAGGAAGAUCACCGAGUUCAAGCGUGAGCCGAUGAACGGAGAUUUCCUGGACAUGUUCUACGAGCUGCAGCAACGAUUCAGGCAUUUCACCUAUGCUCAGUUCCGCACAAUGUUUGAGCAGUUUGAGAGUGAUGUAAUGUGCAUGCGUUUUGAGCGCGAAGGACGCUUCACCUGCCGCCGUACUCUCUUUGAGGCUGUGAUGGCUGUCGGUAGUGACACGUCAGCCAUGUUCUUCCGUUACCUGAUCCAUGAACAUAACUCUUACUUCAGCAUGGAGGACCAGCUCUUUGGCAUGUGGAGCUUCAUCUUCAGCGAGCAUUCCAGUGAAACCAUCCUUCAUUCAAUCUACGAUACUUGCGAGUACUACCGGAGCAAUGAGAGAUUCUGGGGCCGCUGUGCCUUGGCUCUGGGAGCAAUGACUAAGAGAUACUGCGAGUACAACUACAACGAAUGCCCGUACUUUGACUACACUGAUGAACGCUGGCAGAAUUGGAACGGAGGGUACAAUGUCAUAUCAAACUUUGAAGAGGAGAUUGAGAAUACCCCUCCAUACUAUGCCAAGAUCUUCCUCUACUUUUACCGUGUCUUCGAAAGCAACCGUUUCACCUACAACUCACAGGCUUUCUUUGCCCUGAAGGCAAUCAACAACAUGGCGUCUGCUGACAAUUAUGACUACAUGCGCACGUUCUACAGAUUCCAUAGAGAAGUGGCGUUCAAUGUUCAGUAUCCGAUGCAGUAUCGUCUAGCCGCCAUGCAAAGCUUUGCUCGCUGCAUCCCCAUGUUCUAUGAGGAACUCUACCCGGAAUUCUUUGCAAUGUUCAGAGAUGAGAGUCAGCCAACGGAGAUGAGAAUUGUGGCCUUCAACAACAUGAUGUACACAUUCAAGUUUGGCAGUUUCUACCUGUCUAGUGCCAAGUGGCAGGAAGUGUUUGGUGUGAUGGACCAAACACAUGACUACCAGCUCUACUGCUACGCUUACAGCUAUCUAUCACGCAUGGUGGAGACGGCAUACUUCCCAGACAGAUUCUGGACUCGUCAACUUGCUUACUACUUUGGCAAGAGUGAAUAUUUCUUCACCAGCCGUGUUUACAAGUGCAAGAACAUGGGUUACCUGGGAUCUCAAGUCCAGCAAUACUCACUCCCAACAGGCUUCUUCCCUCGUUUCACUGACUUCCGCUUCAGCAGCAGUGUGGAGUGCAGCAAGAACAAGACAUUCACUUUCCCGCGCCGAUUCAACUUCUUCUUAGAUGGCUACGUGUACAAUUAUGAUAUGCGUCACUUUGAGUUUGGUUUCGAGUCACCUGACUUCCGGCGUUUCUUUGACUACUUCACCAGCCCCGAUGCCUUCGUUUACAGGGACCAUGAACAGCGCACAAACCCAUACGAGUUCAAGUUCUUCUUCUUCAUGCGAAUGUUUGAGUUCGACAUGUUGUGGGAAGAGUUUGACCAAGACGAUGUUGAGCAUAUGUUUGAGAACAACUUCAAGUACUACAAGCUCUACAAGGCAGCUUACACUUUCUUCCAGGAUGGAUAUAGCUAUAAGGGUCUCUCCAACCUCAUGUUUGAGAUGAAGCAAUGGCGCUCCUUGUCCGGCAUCAUGUCCUUCUUCACCGAUAGCACUUACUGGAACCAGACAUACGGCUACAGCAACACAUUCCGUGGAUUCGAUUUCCGUCACACGGUACCGACACGUAUGGGCUUCCCGCUUGUGUACAACUUCACCUCACUAUUCCAUGUACAAAUGAUCAUGAAUCAUGAGAUUAGCUGUGAUGAGACUUGCCAGUAUUCAUAUGGGCUCAUCCCAGAUCGUGUUAAGAACACGUUCUACAUUUCACCACGAUAUGCAGCUCGUUUCUACGGCUCGGUGUCCUUGUACACGACGUACUUUGCCCAAAGCCUUCAGUUUGAGAUGUCUGCCCACGGUGGGUUCGAUCAGAGCCAUUACACCACUAUCUAUGAUGAUGGACGAGUGGAAUACGACUACACAUUACCCCAGACCUACACUCAGCUAGCUACAUUCGGUGGGAAAUUCUUCUUUUACUACUACCGCUUCAACCAGCCACAUCGCUACUUCCAGUACCAUGGUCAGCCUGCAUACAGUGACUGGGCAAGAGAUGAUUUCAUGCGCCCAAUGCCGUAUUUCUACGACGACAGCUACAACUGCAGCUGGUGCUACAGAUUUGCCGACUACAGCGGAUUCAACCUGACCACAAUCUCCCAGUAUGCCAACUUCACGCGUCACUACCAUGGCUAUCCGCUGUUCCCGUUCAGCGGAGAAUUCAACUUCACGCUUGGUGCUACCCCGCGUCAAUGGCACAACGGACGAUUCCUCUCCUGGCAGGAAACCAAUCAGCUAUAUACCACGCAGCCACGGGCACGCUACACCUUCCAUUUCCGCAACUUCUCUAACUACCAAACCAUGGACGUUGCCUUCUACCCACCUGUAUAUGGCCAGGAGUUAUACAGCAACGCCACGUUCACGUAUCACUUUGAACGCAGACCGUACUUUGACAACCACGGUUUCCGCUACUUCAACAUCUCAGCGUACGGACGACGUUACCCAAUGGUGUCCGGACAUUACGUGGAGAUGGACAAUUACACGGAGUAUUUCCAUGGAUACUUCGCCUAUCGGGACUUUGAGGGCAACUUCCAGACCUGGUUUGGACGCAGUCUUUUCAACGCAACCUUCCUCUGGAAUUUCUACAACCCGUGUUUCAACUUCACCACAGUCUAUCGCGGCAACAGAACUGGAUAUUUCUUUGAUACUCGAUUCUUCUACCAUGACAGCAUGAAGGUCUACAACUACAUAUCGGAAGGUACAAUGAGUCCAAGAGAAUCUCGUGGAUACUGGAAUAUGCAUCACGACCAGGAAUUCUACUACUUCAACUACCAGUCAACUCGCCGCUUCUUCAUGAAUGACUUUGAUGUGCAGACAAACUUUGAGCCAUUCCAGGGACUGUACAAGUACCAGCCAUUCAACUUCUUUGCCAUCCUGCCGCCGACUGACUUCGAGCAAUGCCAUGUGUAUGAUAAGAGCUAUCAGACAUUUGAUGGAUAUCAUCAUAACGUCAAUCAUGGUUGUGGCCAUUACCUGGUUGAAAACGACUAUUUCAGCAUCACGCGAGCAAACCGUGACAACCCGCACCACCAUGACGUUCGUGUUGAGUUCACCCAGCGUUACGGCGGCAAGACAUACAUCUUCUCACCCAAUCACUUCACAGUGGCUGCUAGGCAGCACACACUCUCCACAUUGACGGAAAACAGAGAGUACAACUUUGAAGAAUUCAGUGUUCGCCGAGUCCUGGGUGAGAGCUGUGGCUGCUAUCGUGUCUACUUCCAUCGUUUCCAUUUCAUGAUGUACAUUUGCCCGCACAGCAUCAACAUUGGCAUGAGUCCCACAGCCUACUUUGGUCGUAGCCGCGGUAUCUGCGGCAACAUGAACUACAAUCCUGACGAUGACAUGAUGAUGCGCCACAGUAACAUGGUGACUGCUGACAGAAUGGCGUUCUUCCGUAGCUACUCGGUUGGUGGAGUUUGCCAUGAUCACAACGACCAUAGCUACCCAGUCAUGCCAUUCAGCAAUGCUCAAUUCAAUGAAUCAUACCAGUUCUGCUAUGCGGCGUACAAGCAGAUGUACUCACACUGCAACAGCACCAUCCCAGCCAGCGCAUUCCUUUACAGAUGUGCCGAGGUGAUGAAGAGUUGCCAUGGCAACCGGGAGAGGUGUCUGAAGAGGACACUGUGCGCAUACGCCAUGACAUGCCAUAGUGCUGGAUAUUACCCCAUGAACAGUUGCAUGGUGUCGGAGUGGUGGAGACAGGAGCGCUCACACAGCCAGUGGAGAGACUUUUCAAUGCAAGAUCAUCUUCCAUUCUACAACUCCAAAUAUUUCAAUGAAUUCACUCUGCACACACCAUCCUGGCCACAGCGCUUUGACUUGCCAGCGUCUUGGCUGAGUUGGUACCGCAUGCAGUCCGGUUUCAACGGUACAUACACACGCAACAACAAGGACCGCUGCACUCGCACCCGUGUGUCCAACUGGUACUACAUGUCAAGCAAAACAAGCCUUUACUUCAAGUCAGGUUUCCAGUGGUGCCAACGCGAGGGUGACUAUCAAAUGUCGUUCCGCUACACGCUCAGCAACAUCUUCAAUGACGUGUGCCCAACUACACGUUGCUGCAUGCAGCCAACUACCAAACCCAUCAAGGCAUACCUCUAUUGGACUAUCGGCAACCAGCGAGCUAAGAGUGCAGAGAUGUGGCCAACAUGUCCGCAGGGAACCAGAGUCGGAACGUUCACGAAAGAAAGAGUCUUGUUCUUGCGCGGCACUGAAGAGCCAUACAGGAAGACGUACAUCCCCGUGGAAUUGCCGACUACUUGCUUCUGGAAGUUUUAGACGUGCAUAAUCAAGUCAUCAUUUUACUACUUCAAGAAAUCACUGACACACGUCCCCGGAUGCUGAUGGGUUGUUGCAGUUCUGUGCAGCAAUCCAUAGCUAAACACACAAGGAUAUGCUCCUACUAAGUUAGUAUAGCAGUUAUUUUUUCUUUUCUUUUCUGCAUUUCGUCUCCCUUCAGACUUGUACGUGCAGUUCAGCCGCUCGAGCGAGCCUGAGCUCUGAUUGUCACAGCAAUUCAUUUUACCCCCAUACACUACUAACCUUGCACCACUCUACACACACACACACACACACACACACACACACACACACACACACACACACACACACACACACACACACACACACACCCACACCCACACCCACACCCACGCAUACACACACACGCAUACACACACACGCAUACACACACACGCAUACACACACACGCAUACACACACACACACGCAUACACACACACACACACACACACACACACACUUUGUAUUGCUUAAAAUGUUGCUAACGACGCUUCCAGUCACUUUCCUUUGUCUUUGCUUUUUCAUAGCUAACAUUAUCAGUAAUGGCCGACAGAGUUCUGCCUAGACAUAUACCACGUCAUAAUUAUAACCACGUAAUGUAACCAGGUCAUGUGACCACGUAAUGUGACCACGUUAUGUAACCAGGUCAUGUGACCAGGUCACGUAACCACGUCAUGUGACCACGUCA
Molecule: messenger RNA, 6321 nt
Organism: Sycon ciliatum
Lineage: Eukaryota; Metazoa; Porifera; Calcarea; Leucosolenida; Sycettidae
Exons: 23
Coding region: 136-5610 (1824 amino acids)
Biological process (GO): lipid transport
Molecular function (GO): lipid carrier activity
Source: RefSeq, a predicted model, not a curated record